AUGUAUGGCCAGGGGCAACAGCUCUAUGGCAGUCAGGCAUCCAUCUAUGGAGGCGGACUGCCAGUGCCGGGGCGCGAUCCCGCAGCAGAUGCUCCUGGGCUUCCAUCUGCCACUCUGCCCCUGCUCCGCGAUAUCAACAGCUAUGCGCAGGUGCGAGCCCCAGGCAUAUCCAGGCUCGAGCUACGCUGCGGCAGUGGCCGCGCACCAUGCGCCAGGAUAUCCCCCGCAGUCGCAGAGCUACGUGGGACAGCAACCCUAUGGCGGGCAGCCUUACGUGUCCAGCCAGCAGGCGGCCUACAGUGCAGGGCAGUACUCCGGCCAGCAGGUCCGACCCGUGCGAAGCAGCAGGCCUAUCAGACAGCUGCCGCAACGGCCAGCAGCGGUUAUGGCACAGCCUAUCCGCCACAGGCGGCUUCUACCUAUGGAGCUCCACCGGGCUACGGGGCGCCGUAUGGACAGCAAGCGGCCACUUAUCCAGCGAAUCCCACAGCCUAUGCGACAGCAGGCUAUGGCCUGGGGCAAAGCCCCUACAACUACCUGCAGCAGCCGGCCGGUGCUGGCGGCGCUUCAGGGGUGGUGGCUUACGGCAGCUACCAGGGGGCACAGAGUCAGGUGCCACAAACACAGCAGGCGCAGCCUCUGCAAUAUACACAGCCUCAGGCGGAUCCUUCCGUCGCGACCGGAAGCUUGGCUGAUCAGUCGCAACAGCAAUACUUGGACAUGGUUUGGCAGCUCUCGGACAUGUCCCUGAACGACAAGCAAGCGCCACUGCCGGCGCCUCCGAAUCAACAGCCCCCCGCGCCACCUGCGCACAUGCCUCAAGAUGGUGUGCCUGCAGCAGGCAUCGAGGUCUGGAACUCUUUCGAUGAUGCAGCCGCCAAGGGCAUGGUGGACGGUUUGGUGGGCGGCGACGACGCGAGCUCGGGACCCCCGCCACUGCCUCCGCCACCGCCUAACACUGCCAUGUGGACAUCUCACUAG
This is a messenger RNA of Durusdinium trenchii, 981 nucleotides long. The record is from the annotation of a GenBank genome assembly. NCBI's taxonomy places the organism in Eukaryota, Dinophyceae, Suessiales, Symbiodiniaceae.